UUCCUGUACGCUGACGUCCAUAUUGUCAUACACUUGACAUAUGGAACCACGGCUUUUACCACCCAGCCAACGUUCCCCAUGUCCGAUUCUUCAUGCAAUGAAUGAAUGACUCAAAUUUAUCAGCAAGUGUCGUUGAAGGAACGGUCAGUGCGCGCAGUUUGUUUACCAAACGCACUGGCGCAAGCUUCCCAACCAGCAGGAUACAGCGCAGCCAUAAUUUGACAGCUCGACCAUGUCUGCCUCGGCCGCCAGAGAUCCUGUUGUGAAAACGAAGCAUGUUCGUUUCGCAAGAAUGAAGGAGGAUGAUAAUAACGAUGACCAAGAGGAACAUACUCUGUUUGACAAGAGGAAAGACACAAGGCGAGGGGUGAAGAGUGUAAUGAAAGGGAGGAAGGAGAGUUCGAAUUCGGGGUCCGAUGGUGAGGUUGAAAUCAUCGGUGGAGUUAGCAGCGCCAGCGGUUCUGGAGGCUGCAGCGGCUGGAUCAUCACCAUGGCGCUCUGUGCAUCGUUCCUCGGACUGGGGAUGAGUAUCUCUGUUUUAGGCCCCACGUUUCAAGACCUGGCCAUCAAUGUCAACCAGGACAUCAGCAAUAUCUCCUACAUCUUCGUAGGCCGCUCGAUGGGCUAUAUAGGCGGCUCUGUGUUGUCAGGAAUUCUCUUUGACUGCAUGAACAGCCUUCUUCUGCUGGGCCUUUCCAUGUUGAUCACAGCGUUUGGGAUGUUUGCAAUCCCUUUCUGUAAGACAGCCCUUCUCCUCACUGCUCUGAUGUCCAGUAUUGGAGUUUCUAUGGGCUUUCUAGACACAGGUGGUAAUGUCCUGAUCUUGCAGACGUGGGGAGAUCAGGCUGGCUCUCACUUGCAGGCCUUGCACUUCAGCUUCGCCGCAGGGGCCUUCGUCUCGCCCAUCAUCGCCAAGCUGCUCUUUGGAACAGACUUGGAGCUGGAUGUGGCUACGAACGGCAGCAUGGCAGCCCCGCCUGUAACAUUGACCUCCCCACCUGUCACAGACGAUGUGUUCCAAACACAGUCCCCUUAUGAACCCAAACGCUAUGUCCUCAGUAGCAGCACCCUCAAGUCCAUGUGGGCCUACAUUGUGAUCAGUGGUUUCAUCCUGUUAAUCUCCCUCCUCUUCUUCAUCCUCUAUGCCCGCCACAGGCCCCCUCAGGGCAGGGCACAGACCCCCUCAGGGAAGCACCUGGUGUCAAAGCAUCACAACGCACUCAUCGCCAUGCUCUUUGUCUUCUUCUUCUGGUACGUGGGGGCCGAGGUGGCGUACGGCUCCUUUAUCUUCACCUAUGCUAAGGAUUAUAUCCAUAUGGACGAGGCCCAGGCAGCAGGGCUCAACUCCCUGUUCUGGGGGACGUUCGCUGCCGGCCGUGGCCUGGCCAUCUUCUUUGUGUCCUGCAUGCACCCAGGCACCAUGAUCCUACUGAGCCUGGUGGGCUGCACCCUGUCCUCCCUGUUCCUCACCCUCUUCAGCACUAACAGGGUGGCCCUGUGGAUCUGCACUGGUGUCUAUGGUGCCUCCAUGUCGACCACUUUCCCCAGUGGGAUCUCCUGGGUGGAGCAGUACACCACAGUGACGGGGAGAUCGGCGGCGGUUUUCGUGGUGGGGGCAGCCCUGGGGGAGAUGGUCCUGCCCGCUCUGAUGGGCUUCCUGCUGGGGAGGAUCCAUGGUCACCCCCUGUUGAUGUACCUGACCCUGGCCACCGCCACAAUGACCUCCAUCCUCUUCCCCUUCAUGUUCUGGCUGGCCUCGUCCCCCAGCGGCCCCAGCAGGACACCCCGCAUCAGGGGCCGCAAGGAGCCCGACGACAGUGAGUACCGCCAAGGCCUGCUGGACUCAGGAGCCAAUGAUGAGGAAGAGGAGCAGCAGGAGGAUGACGAGGCAGACCAGUGGAAUGACGCCGACUUUGAGGUAAUCGAGAUGGAUGACGCCAGCCUUAUAAACUCUCCGAAUAAAGCAUUGUUAUCUCCUAAUAAAGCGCUCUCUUUAUCUCCUAAUAAAGCGCUCUCUUUAUCUCCUAAUAAAGCGUUGUCACCUCCUAACAAAGGGCUCCCACCACCUGAUGUUACGGGGACAUCAGGCGACAUCAGUGCCACAUCUGUCCCCUCUACUGCCCAGUCCCUAGAGCCCACAGUUGGGACCUCUUUUUCAGACUCUCCCGCUCUGCUGGGGGACUCACCCGGACAGAAAAAGCUGCUUUCCCUAGACCGGGAAAAGAGGGACUAGGGGCUUUAUUCAAACCAUAUCGUGGAAAUUUAAAGGCAAUGUUCCCGCAUUAGCAGAGAAUACAUUCACGGUAAACGCUGCAUAAAUCAGAUCAAUCCAAAAGUACUUUGACAUUUCUAGUGCGCAAUCGGUAACGCUUCAGCGAUACGCAUUGAAGAGCCCUAAACCUGGUAUUCAAUCCAAUUGCGUUUUGUCCGCAAUGGUCCUUUUAAAGGCAUUGUUCCUUCGUUCGCGGAGACUGCAUUCACAGUAAAUGCUGCAUAUGUCAGCUCAAUCGGAAAUUAACUUUUUAGUGGCAGUCACGAAGUGCAAUCGGAAUGAAUCACGCCUAGGGGUUCUAGUCUGGGUGUGAAAUGCACCAUGAGUGCUGUAAAGACAUUACAAUAAGUACUUCAUAUAUUAGUAUUCUACAAGAGCCAUGUCUCCUUCUCUCUCGAGAAACUUGUUUGUUAAUGUCUGGUUGUUUGUCAUGUGCUUCUUUGGCUUGUUAACACUCACAUGUAAGGGCUCUAUUUAAUCUGGAUCGCUGAAGCGUUACAGAUUGCGCAAUAGAAAUGCCAAGGUAAUUUCCGAUGGUCCCGACAUAUGCAGCGUUUACCGUGAAUGCAGCCUUCGCUAACGCGGGAACAUUGCCUUUAAAUUUCAAUCAUGACUUUAACGUUGAACUUCCCGCGAUACGGAUUGAAUAGAGCCCAAAAUGUUUGAUACUACGGAUUUACCCCACAGUUUAUGUCUACUACGUUAUUUGAGGCUGUGUUUAGGGGGAAAGUUAGGCCUCUUACAACGGUUGCUGGUAAUGAAUACUGAAGAAUCACCAACGUAACACUGAAAAUAGGUUCCUUUAGAUAUCUUGGAUGUAAUUUUCUUUGUCAUUCAUAUUUAGUAAUAUGUGAAUUCUCAGCAGUUAAAGAUAGGAUGUUAGCCACCAAUGUGGCCUGACUAUGAAUUAUGUUUUUGUCAGACCUUUGAAUGAAGUUUGUUUUCUGCAACAAAAAAAUAUAUUUUAGAAAAUCAUUUAGAAGUGUUGUGCAGUGAUCAGUUGUAGUUUUUCAUUCAGAUGUGUGAUCUUUGUGCUAAUAACUUGAUCAAUCUCAGAAUUGUUCUAUUAAAACAAUGGAAAUCACAACCAUGACAAAAUACUAAUACAUGGAGUUUUAUUAAACCAAUCCUCAACCUGCAGCCACAGCAAUGUCCAUUAAAAACG
Oncorhynchus kisutch (coho salmon) is the source of this 3437-nucleotide messenger RNA. Its product is annotated as sodium-dependent glucose transporter 1. NCBI's taxonomy places the organism in Eukaryota, Metazoa, Chordata, Actinopteri, Salmoniformes, Salmonidae. The transcript is spliced from 4 exons. The record is from RefSeq and is a predicted model, not a curated record. Gene Ontology annotation, molecular function: D-glucose transmembrane transporter activity. Bases 233 to 2233 code for a protein of 666 amino acids.